ACAAGCAAAAGUUUUCCUCUGACUCUGGAAAAGAGGAGUCGACAUGGAGGAAAUGGAACUGCUAGUGUGACCCCACGGAGAGACUCCCGACCCCCGUGGAAGAAUGAUAACUUAGCCACCACUUUGGGACGCGGCUUUUUUUUCCUGUGCGCGUGUGUCAAGUAAACUGUGGGAAAGUUUGAAGCUGGGGGGAGCUGGCUAUGGCGCGGCACAGCGAGGAGGACGCCGGGAUGGCCAAAGCUCCGCCAGCCGCACGGCAAAGAAAGAAGAAACCCAAAGAGAACAAAACCAGGACUGUCCACGCAAACAUCCUGCACGACUGCGCCAAAGGGGACGAAAACCCCAACCGACACUAUGCAAACAACAAGAUUAAGACGACCAAAUACACCGUGCUGUCAUUCCUGCCAAAGAACCUCUUCGAACAGUUCCACAGGUUCGCCAAUGUUUACUUCGUCUUCAUCGCUCUGCUCAACUUUGUUCCGGUUGUCAACGCGUUCCAGCCCGAGCUCGCUCUGGCUCCCGUGGUCUUCAUCCUGUCCGUGACCGCCAUCAAAGACCUGUGGGAAGACUACAGGAGACACAGGUCCGAUAAAGAGAUCAACCACAUGGACUGUCUGGUCUACAGCAGAGCAGAGAGACGCUAUGUGGAGAAGUACUGGAAGGAGGUGCGGGUGGGAGACUUCAUCAGGCUGCGAUGCAACGAGAUCCUCCCCGCUGACGUGCUGCUGCUGAGCUCCAGCGACCCCGACCGCCUGUGCCACAUCGAGACCGCCACCCUGGAUGGAGAGACCAACCUGAAGCAGAGGCAGGUGGUCCGCAGCUUCUACGACCUGGACUGCGAGUUUGACCCUCUAAAGUACAACAGCAUCAUCGAAUGUGAAAAGCCCAACAACGACCUGAACAGAUUCAGAGGCUACAUAAUCCAUCGAAGCGGCAGGAGAGACGCGCUUUACAAAGAGAACCUGCUGCUGCGAGGCUGCACCAUCCGCAACACGGAGGAGGCCGUGGGAAUUGUCAUCUAUGCAGGUCACGAGACCAAAGCCAUGCUGAACAACAACGGUCCACGUUACAAGCGCAGUAAACUGGAGAGGCAGAUGAAUGUAGACGUGUUCUGGUGCGUCAUCAUCCUGCUGGUCAUGUGCCUGUUUGCUGCUGUUGGUCACGGGCUGUGGAUGUUUCAGUAUGGAGAUAACAGACCCGUGUUUGACGUUCUUAGCCCAGAGGGGACCAACUUAUCGCCCAUCAUGUCAGCCAUUUAUCUCUUCCUCACCAUGAUCAUCGUCUUUCAGGUCCUGAUACCCAUCUCCCUUUUUGUGUCAAUUGAAAUUGUCAAGAUCUGCCAAGUGUACUUCAUCCAUCAAGAUAUGGAUCUGUACGACGAGGAGACAGACUCCCACCUGCAGUGCAGAGCACUUAAUAUCACAGAGGAUCUGGGCCAGAUGCAGUAUAUCUUCUCUGACAAGACAGGCACGCUGACGGAAAAUAAGAUGGUGUUCCGGCGCUGCACUGUGGCAGGGGUGGAGUAUUCCCAUGAUGCCAACGCUCGAAGACUUGCCAUGUACCAGGAAAUGGACUCAGAGGAGGAAGAGUGCAUGUCUCACGGUGGCACCCUCCCCAGGCGGGACAGCGUGACCAGUCACCAGAGCGCCCGCGUGGUGCUGCGGUCCCAGAGUACCAAGUCCCACCGCAGGACAGGCAGCAGGGCCGAGGCCAAGAGAGCCAGCAUCCUGUCCAAGCACACGGCCUUCAGCAGCCCCAUGGAGAAAGACAUCACCCCCGACCCCAAGCUCCUGGACAAAGUCAAUGACUGCAGCAGUCAGAUGGACUUCAUGCGCUUCCACAGCCAGCCUAUGUCCCAGCUGCCCUCUGACCUCUCAGACAUCAUCGAUUUUUUCAUCGCUCUCACAAUCUGCAACACGGUGGUCGUGUCCUCCCCCAACCAGCCAAGACACAAGGUCAGGAUGAGGUUCGAGCUAAAGUCUCCAGUGAAGACCAUCGAGGACUUCAUCAAACGCUUCACCCCCAGCCGACUGACCUCCGGCUCCAACAGCAGCAGCUCCUCCAGUCUCAUCACCAACCGAUCCUCCAAUAAGGGCUGCUCCAGCCUGCUGUCCUCGCCCUCGGCAGAGAGCACGCUCUCCAAGCUGCACGAGGAGCAGCCCUCGGGAGGUUUGGAGCAGGCUUUUAGCCCCAUCCCGCCAUCCUACGAUGGAAAAACCUCCUGGAACCUCGACGAAGGAGAGCUGCGCUACGAGGCAGAGUCGCCCGACGAGGCCGCUCUGGUCUACGCUGCCCGGGCCUACAAGUGCUCCCUGGUCGGACGCCUCCCCGACCAGGUGAUCGUGGAGCUGCCUCACCUGGGGAAGCUGAGCUUCGAGCUGCUGCACACACUUGGCUUUGACUCCACCAGGAAACGCAUGUCUGUGGUGGUUCGACACCCUCUGACUGAUCAGAUCACCGUCUACACUAAAGGAGCAGACUCUGUCAUCAUGGAUCUCAUCAAACCCCCCGACACAGGAAACUCCAAAGGGAAACGUCAGAAAAAGAUUGUCUGCAGGACCCAGCACUACCUGAAUCUGUACGCUGCAGAUGGACUUCGCACGCUGUGCAUAGCAAAAAAGAUUCUGAGCAAAGAGGAGUACGCCUGCUGGCUGCAGCGGCACUUGGCGGCUGAGACGGCCAUUCAGGGAAGGGAGGAGCUGCUCUUUGAGUCGGCCCUGCAGUUGGAGACGAACCUCCAUCUUCUGGGAGCGACGGGCAUUGAGGAUCGGCUGCAGGACGGCGUGCCUGAAACUAUAGCUUCCCUGCGGAAGGCGGGCCUACAGAUAUGGGUGCUGACGGGGGACAAACAGGAAACUGCUGUGAACAUCGCGUACGCGUGCAAGCUGCUGGACCCCGAGGAGGAGCUCCUGACACUGAACGCUGACUCUCAGGAGGCGUGCGCGCUGCUGCUGGAGGAGAGUUUACACUACAUCCAGGCCAAAUUCCUCUGCAGCCCAUCAGGCCCAACCACCAAGAGCUUCAACACGAACUUCUCACCCUUUGACAUCUACUCCUCUUCAUCUCCGUCCUCCCAGUCCACUCCCUUCUUGGUGCACCGGCUGGGCCUGGUGAUAGACGGGCGGACGUUGGCCUACGCCCUGGAUAAGAGUUUGGAGGAUAAGUUUCUGGCCGUUGCACGGAGCUGCCGUUCCGUGCUGUGCUGCCGGUCCACGCCGCUGCAGAAGAGCAUGGUGGUCAAACUGGUGCGGAACAAGCUGAAGGUCAUGACUCUGGCCAUAGGAGAUGGGGCCAAUGACGUCAGCAUGAUCCAGGUCGCAGACGUGGGUGUGGGGAUCUCAGGACAGGAAGGCAUGCAGGCAGUGAUGGCAAGCGAUUUUGCCCUCCCACGUUUCCGGUAUCUCCAGAAGCUCCUGCUGGUACACGGGCACUGGUGCUACUCCCGCCUGGCUAACAUGAUCCUGUAUUUCUUCUACAAGAAUGCAAUGUUUGUGGCGCUCAUCUUCUGGUAUCAGUUCUACUGUGGCUUCUCAGGUUCAGCCAUGAUUGACCAGUGGUAUCUCAUCUUCUUCAACCUGAUGUUCUCUGCUUUCCCACAACUCAUUACUGGCACUCUGGACAAAGACGUGUCAGCAGAGACUCUCCAACAACUACCUCAGCUCUACGUGAACGGCCAGAACUCCGAGGAAUAUAAGCCAUAUAUGUUCUGGAUGAACAUGAUUGAUGCCUUCUACCAAAGUCUCGUCUGCUUCUUCAUUCCUUACUUUGCCUACGCUGACUCUGACGUGGACCUGUUUACAUGGGGAACUCCCAUCACCACCCUCGCCUUAUUCACUAUUCUGCUGCAUUUGGGCACCGAGACCAAAACAUGGACGUGGAUGAACUGGAUGUCGAUCGCCUUCAGUAUCGCCUUAUUCUUCACCGUGGCGCUGUGCUACAACGCCUCCUGUCCCGCCUGCUACUCUCCUUCCAACCCCUACUGGACCAUGCAGAGGCUGCUGCAGGAGCCCCUCUUCUACCUGCUGUGCUUCAUCACGCCCAUCGCUGCGCUGCUGCCUCGAUUUUUCUACAGGGCGUGUCAAGGCACGCUGUUCCCGAGCCCAGUCCAACUUGGAAGGCAGUUGGAUAAACUCCCCGCUGACAUCCGCAGGAACAUCCUUAGCCUGAGUCGGGUCAAGGUGGGGUCGCCGCUCUGCCCCAAGCUUCCUUUCCUGUCCCUCGCUAAGGCCUCGCCUAAAGGUUACUAUAAAAAGGAUGGGAGGAGCGUCUCUGGCUCAAAACAGGGGCCUCUAUUACAAACAGAUGAAGCAAAGAGAAGCCCGCUGCAGCCCACAGACAGCGAUAUGCACCUUUCAGAUCUCUAUACACCAGCUCCGUCAGAAGUAGACACCCUUCCCUACACCAAAGACAACCCCGCCCUGUCAGGGGAGCUGCAGACUUCUUCUGCCGCAGACUCUGAGCAUCUCAAUAAGACUAUAGAGCCGUCAGAUGUCAAUCUGUCCAGCUGUGUCACCUCCACACCUCUGCCCGCUCAGGCAGACAGCGUGCAGCUGAGCAUGCCCCCCGACGGAGCCUCGCAGUGCGUCAGAUACACGAGGAACUCAGAGGAAAGACUCAAAUCUGAGCACGCCGUCAGUUCGGCACACAGGACAGAGCCGCCGACAGAACGGCCGCUGCAGGCCGCUUCCUUCAGUCUUAACUAGGAAUUCAAUUGCACAAUAGUUUGUUUGUUUUUUAAAGAUCUAAUUAUAUUUUUCAAGCAGAUUCUUUUAUGAAACAUGCAAAGAGGUACUUUAUAUUUUGGAUGUAAAUCUAAAGCAGAUAUUUUUGCCUUUUGGGAGAUUUAUUUUUCUGAUACUGGGAAACUUAAAGUUCACACAGAAACAUCUCAGUACUCUGUCAGGUCUUCAUGAAAAGAAGAGCAGAGAGAUUCCACCGUGAUAUGGUACCCAGUUCGUUCUUUCAGCUUGGCCUGUAAAUGCACCAAAACCGGGAUCGGAGCCGUUCGUGGCCUCGAAUCGGUGCUGACGAGGAAAGAAGUUCCCGUACUUUACUUAUACUUAAUGGCCACGCAGAAGCAUAUUUCUGUGAGGACUUCCAUGCAGAUGAUACCAAAGGUUUAUAUUCAAGUGCAGCAAGUUGUGGUGCUGGCUCUGUGCACAUUUUCUUCUUCUUGUUGGAUCGGGAAACAUAGAGGUCCGUUUCUAGCUGUUCUCUUGCACAGUAAAUUCUUCUAAAUUAUAGUUAUUAGAGCUGUUGGCUGUAAAGUUAUUUGUGCAUUAUGACCAAGAAACCGCCAUUUCAGUCUUUAUGCACUAAGAAUCCACCAGGAAUUAUGCUGUGUGUAUGUGUGGGUGCGUGUGUGUGUUUGUUUCUACAGGGUUAAGACUUGGUUUGAAAUGGUUAGCGUUAGGAUUAUGUUCAGAUUAGGGUUCGGGUUAGACGUUUAGCUGGGCCAUGGAAUACGCUACAUCCUCGCAAAAGCAAAACUCUUAUAUGUGUGUGUGUGUGUGUGUGUGUGUGUGUGUGUGUGUGUGUGUGUGUGUGUGUGUGUGUUUAUCCAAUGACUCAUUGGAUCUCUUUUAAGAGCCAGUUCUGCAUAAAUGUAGAUUUGCUAACUGUUGCCAAGAGUUGAGGUCAAUCCAGUUUCCAUGACUCUGUCAAAUAUAAAGCUGAAGUCGGAGGCGUUAUUUUCUAAAAAAAAUAAAUAAAUAAUAAUAAUAAUAAUUUUUAAAACCUGCUUUCCAGCAUCUCUAAAGCUCAUUAAUUAACAUUUCAUAACAUCUCCUUUCUUUCAUUUUUGUAAUCACCAUAUCAUAAAGAUAAUGUAUGUAUCAUUGCUAGCGGUUAGCUGCUUCUGUCUUCACCUUCAUGUACUGAACCCGUCACUUGUCAGCCUCCAUCCGAGUGAAAACCCUCCUCUGUGUGUCUGCGCAGAUGUUUUGCAGAUGUCUUCUCAUCUGCAUCCUUUACAGUUUUACUAGGAAGCACUUUAAAAGCCCCAUUUUGCUUUUAGCUUUUCAGUUUUUAAACACCACGUUUACAGUUGGAUAUUUUUACCUUAAGCUGUUUCCCUCUGCUCUUCGAUUUUAUACACAGCUAAGCUAACGCUAUCAUAAGAAGCAGGAUUUUUGCUACCGUAAGCUUUUUUUUUUUUUUUUUUUUUUUUUUUUUUAGUCUGACUUUAAUCAUGUUUGAUCUUUGGCCCUGUGCGAGUAACAUAGUAGCAUUUAACUAAAUGCGAUCUUAAAACUGGAAUUAUUCUGACAAAGAUUUAUAUCUUCAUAAGCAACAACCAGUACUCAAAACAGGAGGUUUUGGCCUGUGCAAGUGUCCUGACUCCAACACAAACAUGAGAGAGAAGGAUUAAAUUUCUUUUGUUUGUGAGAAACAGCCAGUUGGAAAGAGUUUCAGAGUAGAAACUGGGCGAUCGAUGCCCAGAAUAAGAAAAAAGGGGCAUUAUUUUGAACUUUUACUCAUGAAAAGCUAGGCUAACGCUAAUGAGUGAAAUAGUAAAUACAUAAACCUGAGCAUAACAGAGGCACCGCUUAGUCUGUGCAAGUCCCCUUUUUCCAUUCAUGUCAUGUGUUUAGUUUAUCUGAAGCCCAUCUGAGGUUUUUUUUUUUUUUUUUUUUUUUCCUAAAGCUGUAAACCAAAUCCUCGGGGCUCAGUCUGUCCCAGAUCUUAAAGAGACUGCUUUAAGUUUGCACUUUGAAAGCUUUCAGUCGCUGAGUGUCGUCGGUGCUGCAAGGAGAGCGGGAGCUUUGCACCCCUCUUACCUUUGCAGACACUUUGAUGCGUUCCUCCAGUUUAUGGUUGAGCAUUUAAAGCAGCAGCACCUUUUUAACAUUUUCUGAAGGGCGUGUCUCAUUCCAGGAUGUUUUUGUAAAGAGUUCAACUUUUGCCAAAGGUCAUCUAUAUAUUCUACGUGCCUUAACACUGGAUAAGAAAUGAGAAAUGUGCUCGUGAUGCUGAUUCUGUUUGUUUAAUGAUGAUGGAGCAUAUAUUCGGAGGCUGCAGGCUCUGUGGUUUCUCUCCACCUGUCCUUUUGCACAUGGUGCUUGUUCCAUUGGCAUGCUGUUGUCUGCAGUCUGUUCGCUUUGUUUCAGAGGUUCUGUCAUUUGGGGUGUUGCACUUUGUGUGCCAGGCUGAAGCUUAAGUGUUUCUGCGAUCCUACACACACACUGUCACACAGCGUAUCUGAGCAUAUUCAAUAUUUUUCUCCUUAUGUUUCUUUUGGUUGCUGCAUCGGCCGAAUGUGAGCUUCACUGUUUGAAUGGUUUCGCUCUCAAUGCUGAUCAGCCACAGCAUUAAAACGUUUUUUAAAAACCACAAUUAUUUUGAAGCACAGUAGUUUUCGAAAAGUCAAUGAGACAUUGAGUCUUCAUGUUAAAAUAGCUGCCAGGUUAAUGGGAUGUGAGAUGGGUUAUUGUUGUUGACCGAGACCAGAAAAACAGCAAGUCGCUCCACUUUCACUAAAUUAAUUUAGGAAGACAUCGAAGCGUUCAAGGUGUUAAACUCUGCCACUGCCAGCUGGUGAAGCCGUGUUUCUACCAAUCAGAUCUGUUUUUUAUGUUGUGGCUGAUCAGUAUAUUGAAAGGUAUUGAUCAGAGAUUUUGGGAUAAACACUGAAAAGCUGCAGCCGGUCACCAACGUAGAAGAACUGUUUUAGGUUUUUAUUAAUAUUCCACAUUUUUAUCAGUUCUUUGGCCUUUGUGCAAC
Molecule: messenger RNA, 7722 nt
Organism: Maylandia zebra (zebra mbuna)
Lineage: Eukaryota; Metazoa; Chordata; Actinopteri; Cichliformes; Cichlidae
Gene: atp10a
Product: ATPase phospholipid transporting 10A
Biological process (GO): phospholipid translocation
Cellular component (GO): plasma membrane
Molecular function (GO): ATPase-coupled intramembrane lipid carrier activity; ATP hydrolysis activity; ATP binding
Source: RefSeq, a predicted model, not a curated record